Molecule: messenger RNA, 1399 nt
Organism: Drosophila ficusphila
Lineage: Eukaryota; Metazoa; Arthropoda; Insecta; Diptera; Drosophilidae
Product: serine-rich 25 kDa antigen protein-like
Exons: 3
Coding region: 462-1136 (224 amino acids)
Source: RefSeq, a predicted model, not a curated record
CAAGCUAGGAGCUAACAUCAAAUCACACAACUCUUUAUACAGUUUUUUUUAUAAAGCACAAGUGUAUAAGUUUUUUGUAAAAUUUUUGUAGAACUACAUCGAAACAAAUGCGCCAAACCCGUCGAGGAAAGGGUUCUUUUCGUGGAAAUUAAUUGGGCAAUUUUCCGUGCUGCAAAAUCAAAAAAAUAAGGACUAUGCGCUAUAUUUUGACAAAUUAAACAAGUUACAACUUUGGUUCAAUUGGUUUUCUAGAAGUUUGGUUUACUAUUAUAUUGAACAUUCAGGAUUAUUUUAGAGUUGCUCCACUCUAGGAGUAAAAGGAGACAGGAUCAGCAGCUUAACAUUUAAAUAUUUAUAUUUAAUUAUAUUCAGCAGGAACUAUUUAGGAAGUACUGGUUAGGUGAUAAAUUAUAGUACAGCACAGUUGUUAAAUUAAAGUACAGUCACUACAAAACGCUGUGAUGGAGUCCUGUUGCACUACAAAUGCAACCGUGCCAACUGUGACGGACUCGGAGAAACUUUUAAGUGUUAGAGAGCGGGUUUUACUAUUAGAACAACAGAUGCAACAAAACCAGGAAGCCUUAAAAACUGUGUUAAAAGGGAAAAGUGUAAAGUUGAACAGCGGCUUAAUUAAAGCCAUAGCGUCACUAUAUGUAAAAAGUAAUCUGAGUGAGAUUCCAUACCCAACUAAGAAGACUGAAAAAACUUCAGAUGGAGGAAUUCCCAAAGAAUCUGAAAAGAGUGUUAAGGACCAACUAGAUGAUUCCAAACAGGCAGGUGACAAAUGUGACGACAGUGAGACAAAGGUGGCCCAGAAGAAAACUUUCAUAUUGACUGCCAGCAGGAUUCCCAUGCCUAAAAAGCGUGGUAAGGAUUGCAACGCCAGGGGUGAUAUGCCGACGGAGCAACCCAAUGGGCAACCCAAGGAGCAAUUGAAGGAGCCACCCAAGAGGCAACCAAAUGAUCAUCCGAAGAAAAAACCUAAGGAGAAACCUAGGGAGAAGGCGAAUCCAAAACCAAAGCCCAAGCCAAGAGUUAAGGCAUUGGAGAUAGGUCAGAGGUUUAUGGAGCAGACAAAGGAGAAGCGAAAUGAGAAGCUUAUCGAGAAGCGAAAGAGGGAGCUAAUUCUCAACUAAGGAUCGCCAGUGCUCCAUUCAAUGCUCAGCUCAAUGGAAGUUGCUUCACGGCAGGACGACCGCGAUAAGUCUUGUCCCAGGACUUAUAAUGCUGAGUUGGCCUUCCUCCAAAAUUAUCAGUAUAAGCGUUACAUUAGGUUUUUAUCUUUGGCUACUCAAUGGGUACAAAUUUAUAAUUUCUACUUAUAAAUUUAUAACAGUGUACUGUUUUAAAUCGCAAUUGGCUUGUCAUAUUUUAUUAAAAUACAAUUACAUGCCAAUUA